GGCGCUGCGGCGAGAGGGAGAAAGGAAGAGGCUGAUCGGAAGUCGCUCUCUGACGUCACUUUUAGGGGCGUGGCUUCAGGCGGUUCGCUGGGCGCCUGCGCGGGCCGGUGGGGUUGCCAAGGAUCGCGUGAGGGGGACCUUCGGCGCCUCCGCUUCCUUUCGUGCUGGAGCUUGAACGCCGCCGCCCUCCUCAUCACCAUGGUGAAGGAGCAGUUCCGCGAGACGGACGUGGCCAAGAAAAUAAGCCACAUCUGCUUUGGGAUGAAAUCAGCGGAAGAGAUGAGGCAGCAGGCGCAUAUCCAGGUGGUUAGCAAAAACCUUUACAGCCAAGACAACAGCCACUCCCCUCUGCUGUAUGGCGUGCUGGACCAUCGCAUGGGCACAAGCGAAAAAGAUCGUCCGUGCGAAACAUGUGGAAAGAAUCUGGCCGAGUGUUUAGGGCAUUAUGGCUACAUCGAUCUCGAGCUGCCCUGUUUCCAUGUGGGGUACUUCAAAGCCGUGAUCAGCAUUCUACAGAUGAUUUGCAAGACCUGUUGCCGUAUCAUGCUGACCCCUGAAGAACGGAAACAGUUUCUAGAUUACCUUAAGAGACCCGGCUUGACUUACCUCCAGAAACGUAGCUUGAAAAAGAAGGUCUCCGAAAAGUGCAGGAAGAAGAACACCUGUCCGUAUUGCGGGAUGUUUAACGGUACAGUAAAGAAGUGUGGGUUGCUGAAAAUAAUCCAUGAGAAAUACAAGACUACUAAGAAGACAGUGGAUCCUAUUGUGUCUAACUUCAUACAGUCUUUUGACACUGCCACAGAACAUAAUAAAGAAAUUGAAUCCUUGCUGGGAAGAGCCCAGGAGAACCUGAAUCCGUUGGUGGUGCUGAAUCUCUUCAAGCGAAUCCUUGCCGAAGAUAUCCCCCUGCUUCUGAUGAACCCAGACUCGGGCAAGCCUUCCGACCUGAUCCUGACCCGGCUCCUGGUUCCCCCGCUCUGCAUCAGGCCCUCUGUGGUGAGUGACUUGAAAUCUGGCACCAACGAGGACGACCUGACCAUGAAGCUGACCGAAAUCAUUUUCCUCAACGAUGUGAUCAAAAAGCAUAGAAUUUCGGGAGCAAAAACUCAGAUGAUCAUGGAGGACUGGGACUUCCUGCAGCUCCAGUGUGCUCUCUACAUUAACAGCGAGCUCUCCGGCAUUCCUCUCAACAUGGCACCCAAGAAGUGGACAAGAGGCUUUGUCCAAAGGCUGAAGGGGAAGCAGGGUCGGUUCAGAGGAAACUUGUCUGGAAAGCGAGUGGAUUUCUCUGGCAGAACGGUGAUUUCACCGGACCCAAACCUCCGAAUUGAUGAAGUGGCUGUACCCGUUCACGUUGCCAAGAUAUUAACAUUUCCUGAGAAGGUGAACAAAGCUAACAUUGUCCUCAUGAGGAAACUGGUUCGAAAUGGUCCAGAGCUCCAUCCUGGAGCCAACUUCAUUCAGCAGAGGCACACGCAGAUGAAAAGGUUUUUGAAGUAUGGCAAUCGAGAAAAGAUGGCGCAAGAGCUGAAGUACGGCGACAUUGUUGAGCGGCAUCUCAUAGACGGGGACAUAGUCCUGUUCAACCGACAGCCCUCUUUGCACAAGCUGAGCAUCAUGGCGCAUAUAGCCAGAGUGAAACCUCACCGGACGUUCCGAUUUAACGAGUGCGUCUGUACCCCGUACAAUGCUGAUUUUGACGGCGACGAGAUGAACCUUCAUCUUCCUCAAACGGAAGAGGCCAAAGCGGAAGCACUGGUUCUGAUGGGAACCAAAGCAAACUUGGUGACGCCGAGAAAUGGAGAGCCCCUUAUUGCCGCCAUCCAGGAUUUCCUUACAGGUGCCUACCUCCUCACCCUGAAGGACACUUUCUUUGACCGUGCUAAAGCUUGCCAGAUCAUUGCCUCCGUCCUGGUGGGCAAGGAUGAAAAAGUGAAAGUCCGCCUUCCGCCUCCGGCAAUCCUAAAGCCCGUGACCCUGUGGACAGGCAAACAGGUCUUCAGCAUCAUCCUCAAGCCCAGCGACAGCUGCCCCGUCAAGGCCAACCUCCGCACCAAGGGCAAGCAGUACUGCGGCAAGGGAGAAGACCUGUGCAGCAACGACUCCUAUGUUACAAUCCAUAACAGCGAGCUGAUGUCUGGCAGCAUGGACAAAGGCACUUUAGGAUCUGGGUCCAAGAACAACAUCUUCUACAUUGCUGAGAGACUGGGGCAAGUCGAAGCCGCUGAUGCCAUGUCUCGCCUCGCCAGGCUGGCUCCUGUCUACCUGUCCAACCGAGGCUUUUCUAUUGGGAUUGGCGAUGUCACCCCAGGGCAGGGGCUGCUGAAGGCAAAAUACGAACUUCUGCACGCUGGCUACAAGAAAUGCGAUGAAUAUAUUGAAGCUUUGAACACCGCUAAGCUGCAGCCGCAGCCGGGCUGUACAGCAGAAGAGACCCUGGAAGCACUGAUCCUGAAAGAGCUCUCUGUGAUCCGAGACCACGCCGGCAGCGCCUGUCUCCGAGAGCUGGAUAAGAGUAACAGCCCCCUCGUCAUGGCAGUCUGCGGUUCCAAAGGCUCCUUCAUCAACAUUUCCCAGAUGAUUGCCUGUGUGGGGCAGCAGGCCAUCAGUGGCUCCCGGGUGCCAGACGGCUUCGAGAACCGGUCCUUGCCGCACUUCGAGAAGCAUUCCAAGCUACCAGCGGCCAAAGGUUUUGUUGCCAAUAGCUUUUAUUCUGGCCUAACGCCCACAGAAUUUUUCUUCCACACGAUGGCUGGUCGUGAGGGUCUCGUGGACACAGCUGUGAAAACAGCCGAAACUGGAUACAUGCAGAGACGACUGGUGAAGUCACUUGAAGACCUCUGCUCCCAGUAUGACUUGACUGUCAGGAGUUCCACUGGGGACAUCAUCCAGUUCAUUUACGGCGGGGACGGUUUGGAUCCCGCAGCCAUGGAAGGGAAAGACGAACCUCUGGAGUUCAAGCGAGUCCUGGAUAACAUCAGAGCCGUGUAUCCCAGCCGAAGUGAACCAGCCCUUAGCAAAAACGAAUUGGUGCUAACUGCUGAAUCCAUCAUGAAGAAGAAUGAAUUCCUCUGCUGCCAAGACAGCUUCCUCCAGGAAAUAAAGAAGUUCAUCAAAAGUAUGUCUGAAAAGAUCAAGAAAACCAGAGACAAGUAUGGCAUUAAUGACAAUGGAACCACUGAGCCAUGGGUCUUGUACCAAUUGGACCGGAUUACUCCAACCCAGCUGGAGAAGUUUCUGGAGACCUGUCGAGAGAAGUACAUGAGAGCACAGAUGGAACCUGGCUCUGCAGUGGGAGCUCUGUGUGCGCAGAGCAUUGGUGAGCCGGGCACGCAGAUGACGCUGAAGACCUUCCACUUUGCUGGCGUGGCCUCCAUGAACAUCACGCUGGGGGUGCCGCGGAUCAAAGAAAUCAUCAACGCCUCCAAAGCCAUCAGCACCCCAAUUAUCACCGCACACCUCGACACGGACGACAAUCCGGACUUUGCCCGCUUGGUGAAAGGGCGAAUUGAGAAGACUUUGUUGGGAGAGAUUUCAGAGUAUAUCGAAGAAGUGUUCCUUCCCGAUGACUGCUUUAUUCUCGUCAAGCUUUCCUUGGAGCGGAUUAGGCUGCUAAGAUUGGAGGUGAAUGCAGAGACGGUGCGGUAUUCCAUUUGUGUCUCCAAGCUGCGGGUGAAGCCGGGAGAUGUGGCUGUGCACGGGGAGGCUGUUGUGUGUGUUACUCCCCGGGAGAACAGCAAGAGCUCCAUGUACUACGUCUUGCAGUACCUGAAGGAAGAGCUGCCCAAAGUCGUGGUGCAAGGUAUCCCGGAAGUGUCACGAGCCGUCAUUCAUAUCGACGAGCAGAGCGGAAAAGAGAAGUACAAGUUGCUGGUGGAAGGGGACAACCUGCGUGCUGUCAUGGCCACACACGGCGUCAAGGGGACGAGGACGACCUCCAACAACACUUAUGAGGUAGAGAAAACCCUGGGCAUUGAGGCUGCUCGUACCACCAUCAUUAAUGAGAUCCAGUACACGAUGGUCAACCACGGGAUGAGCAUUGACCGGAGGCACGUAAUGCUGCUCUCGGACCUGAUGACGUACAAGGGUGAAGUUCUGGGCAUCACUCGGUUUGGACUGGCCAAAAUGAAGGAGAGCGUCCUGAUGCUUGCGUCUUUUGAAAAGACAGCGGACCAUCUCUUUGAUGCUGCAUAUUUUGGGCAAAAGGACUCGGUGUGUGGCGUCUCGGAGUGCAUCAUCAUGGGCAUCCCCAUGAACAUUGGGACGGGACUCUUCAAGCUGCUGCAUAAGGCGGACAAGGAAGCCAGCCCCUCAAGGAGGCCUUUGAUAUUUGACAACCCCAACUUCCAUAUUCCAGCUACAACGUAGCAGCUGGGCAGCAGCAAAUGGACGGUGUGUGGGAACUGGACUGCAUUUGCUACGUGCCUUUCCCAACGGAGUUUAAGAGUCUGGUGACAGGAGAGAGAGAGAGGGCAAGAGAUAUCCCCCCUCCCCCCCCCAAAGAUGCAGGUGUUUUCCUUUGUAUGUUGAAUCCACAGUAAACUUCAACAUUUUGGCUUUUUUUUUAAAAAA
Messenger RNA from Heteronotia binoei (common prickly gecko), 4572 nucleotides. RefSeq names its product RNA polymerase III subunit A (gene POLR3A). The record is from RefSeq and is a predicted model, not a curated record. Gene Ontology annotation, molecular function: DNA-directed RNA polymerase activity; DNA binding. Lineage: Eukaryota; Metazoa; Chordata; Lepidosauria; Squamata; Gekkonidae. Gene Ontology annotation, biological process: DNA-templated transcription.